AAGAGGAAGCGGAGCACAUCACACCACAAAGUGUGCUGCUACUGACAGGACAAAACCUGCCGUCUUAUUCCCCUGGAUUUAACCCUACGCUGGGCAGGGAGAUUGCAUUAUGGAACCUAGGAAGGACAAGAUUACAUGUCCCCUGGUCUUUACUGUACUGAUAGCAGCCAUCGGCUCCCUGCAGUUUGGGUACAAUACAGGAGUGAUCAACGCCCCGGAAAAGAUCAUCAAAAAUUUCUAUAAUGAAACAUAUAUCCAUCGCUACGACAAACCAAUCCCUGAGAGCCUACAAACCUCACUAUGGUCCCUCUCUGUGGCCAUAUUCUCUGUGGGCGGAAUGUUCGGCUCCCUCUCCGUGGGAUACUUUGCAAACCGCUUUGGCAGGAGGAACGCAAUGUUGCUGGUCAAUGUGUUUGCCUUAGUGGGGGGAGCGCUCAUGGCUCUCUCUAAAUUAGCUCGGUCCAUGGAGAUGAUCAUUAUUGGAAGAUUCAUCAUUGGGAUAUUCUCCGGAUUCUGUACCGGUCUAGUGCCUAUGUAUAUCGGGGAGCUGUCGCCCACUGUGUACCGUGGAGCCCUGGGAACACUGCACCAGCUCGCCAUUGUGGUUGGAAUAUUGAUAGCGCAGAUUUUCGGCCUGGAAUUUAUUCUGGGUUCCGCGGUACUCUGGCCUCUCUUACUUGGAAUCACAGUUAUCUUGUCGGUCAUCCAGUGUGCCCUGCUGCCGUUUUGUCCGGAGAGCCCGCGUUAUCUGCUGAUUGUCAAGAAAGAGUACGAGAAAGCCGAGACCAUCCUACAGAGAUUACGCGGCACCCACGAUGUAGCCAGUGACAUUGAAGAGAUGAAAGAAGAAGGUCACCGGAUGGCCCAGGAGAAACCUGUGUCCUUUAUAGAAUUAUUCCGGUCCAGGCAGUAUCGGCAGCCGAUAAUCAUUGCGAUAGUUCUGCAGCUGUCACAGCAGUUGUCUGGCAUCAACGCGGUCUUCUAUUAUUCCACCAGCAUCUUCGAGGGUGCAGGAGUCGCUCAGCCGGUUUACGCCACCAUUGGUGCUGGAGUAGUGAACACCGUGUUUACUGUGGUAUCGCUUCUCAUUGUAGAACGCGCUGGGCGCCGGACGCUGCAUCUCACUGGUCUCGGUGGAAUGGCGGUGUUUGCUCUCAUAAUGACAAUUGCCCUUAGACUCAAGGAUCAUGCAAUUGGAUGGAGUUAUGUCAGCAUUGUUGCCACUUUUGGAUUUGUGGCUCUGUUUGAGAUUGGCCCCGGGCCUAUUCCCUGGUUCAUCGUGGCGGAGCUCUUCAGUCAAGGUCCCCGGCCAGCAGCCAUGGCAGUGUCUGGGUGCUCAAACUGGACAGCAAACUUCCUUGUGGGGAUGUUAUUUCCCUACGCAGCGGCUGGCUGUGGUCCGUAUGUUUUCCUCAUCUUCAUGGGUUUGCUGAUAUUGUUCUUCAUCUUCACUUUCUUAAAAGUCCCCGAGACAAAGGGCCGGACAUUUGAAGAAAUUGCUCAGGACUUCCAGAGAACGAAGGGGAUGGAACACAGUAGCAAGCGUAAUAGUGUGGAAUUAACUGGGGUCAAAGUGCCUGAGGGACCAAUGGAAUGAGGAGAACAGGGGUGACUGACACCUGUCUUACCUCUACUGAACACAUUCUAACACGUUUUCCUUAGACGAGCAGAGUCUCAGUGUUGUUGGUGAAUUUUGGAGCAGGUUGGAAGAGCAGAUGGCCUACUGAAGCAUUUGUGCAGAAGAUAAAAAGAAAAUAUGGUAGCUCUGCACGACUCAAGCGAUGGGAUUACUCUCUGGAGAGUCUAUUGGGUUAUUACAAGCUGACUCUGGGCAAGACAGCUGGGAAUAUUCAGUAUUCUUAUGACUUUUCAGAUCUCCAGAAUGCACUUUCCUCUUGCAAACCCACAUUAGGGCAGUUGCAACGUUGCUGUAUGAUGCCGCUGAAGCCUGAUUUACUACCUUGGGCUAAGGUAAGGUUCCUUAGGGAUAAUGCGAGGAUCGGUGUGGCUUCCCCACUGUUUAACCAUCCAGAGCAGUAUCAGUCAUCAUUGCAGCAGACCCAAGACAGAACUGUUCCUUGCUUUAACCGCCCAGUUCCCACUCCGAAAUGCCCCUUUCACGCAAAGUGAGAUCUGGAAAAGAUCCGUUAGGCUCCAAAUUGGCCCCAUAGUCUCAGACAAACCCUGUGAACAAUACUACAGCACGAACCAUCGCCAGGACGUGAUCCCCGCGGUUACCAUAAAAUCACUGUAUAAAACGUGUGGCAUUGCCCAAUAACGGAGAACUCCCGCCUUGUUCCUCGUCAGCACGCACCAACGAAUGAGUGAAGAGAGCGUAUGGAAUUCAACAGCCAACUGUAUUAUUAAAAUAUUUAUUCUAGGUGUAUUGUAAAAAUAUAUUUUUCUACAUUUUAUUUUCUAUUUUGCUGGCUUUAAAGAUCUCCCUCUUUUUUGGAGAAAUGUUACAAUAAGCACUUGCGCCCCUUGUCGGAAGCAUCGUGAUUUGAGAACGUGAAUCAUUGCCGUUGUUUUAGCCAAAUAAAUUGCAACAUAAAUAUAAUUUACAAGCAGACGCAAUAAAUAAGAACUCAAAUUUUCUCAUGAAAAGCGUUUCUCGACUUACUCGAAAAUACUUAUCUGUUACUUUGUACAGUAUCAAGGAAGGUACAGCAGUGACAGAGCUACAGCGUACAGCGCCAAUGGCGCGUUCAGUGUAUCGGUUAUGUUCAAAGGACACCAAAAAUAUUUUUUGAUUAAUGACAUCUGUUUUAUGAUUAAAAAUCAACUUGCCUCUAAGACAA
Messenger RNA from Pseudophryne corroboree (corroboree frog), 2801 nucleotides. Its product is annotated as solute carrier family 2, facilitated glucose transporter member 3-like. Gene Ontology annotation, biological process: dehydroascorbic acid transport. Lineage: Eukaryota; Metazoa; Chordata; Amphibia; Anura; Myobatrachidae. Bases 110 to 1597 code for a protein of 495 amino acids. Gene Ontology annotation, cellular component: plasma membrane. The record is from RefSeq and is a predicted model, not a curated record. Gene Ontology annotation, molecular function: D-glucose transmembrane transporter activity. The transcript is spliced from 10 exons.